UUUAAGAGGUUCCUACAGCUCAUUUUUCCUUGGAAGAACCUGUCAUAUAUCUCUUGGAGGUUGAGUCAAUCAUCAGAGAGAGCAGAUAUAGUGAAUCUGACAGUGGAUAAACUUGGUCAGCAGUCUGUGGAGGUGACCAGGAAGGUUUUCAUGUACAUGAACAGAACUGAUCUGGUGCAGAGGUUAUCAGAGAGCAGCUCAGCAUCCAGAGAGAAACACUCUGUGGAUGAACAUGGAGCUGCACUGUUGAAGAGAAUUUUUCAGGAAGAAGCACUGGAAGCUGUUCAACAGAUUCUCUUGGAAACACUGAAAGAUUUUAGUCAAAAGGAUCUCCAGAAAUUCAGACUGUUGCUGUUUUUCACAUGCUUCAAGAUGGGCCUGCCACAAUUAAGGACAAAUAUAGACAUGGCAGACAAAUUAGUGGUUCUGAUGGUGGAUGAACUUGGUCAUCAGUCUGUGGAGGUGACCAUGGAGGUUUUAACAGACAUGAACAAGACUGAUCUGGUGCUGAGGCUGUCGGACUUUAUCUCAGUAUUCAAAGACAAGUGUCAGCCUUCACUCAUCCACACACAGGACUCCAGUGAUUGGACUAAACUUGAACCUGAGGUGAACAGUACAGAUGCAGACGAGGCUCCAACUUACAGCCUUCAGUCUGCAGCAGGACACUUUGAAUGCAGAGUCUCGGGCUUGCGCUGGGUCUGUAAGGGAAAGACCAGCUUUCAGUACCAGUUUAGAUCUUGGGAGGGACACAUGGAGAGGAUGGAGAGCAGACAAUACAUGCCUGCAGGUCCUCUGAUGGACGUCACAGUCACUGCUGGGAAGUUAAAUGAAGUUCACCUGCCACACUGGAUCUGCAUCGAUGACAUCCCUGACAUAUUGGACAUGUUUGCAGUCGUUCACAUAGAUGACUGUGGAGAUGUUGUGGAAAAAGUGUCUGAGGUCACACCAACACAUGUCAAGUUAACUGAACCAAAUUUUUCAAUAAUUGGGGACAUAAUACGUUCCAUAUUUCCUCCAAAAAUCAGCUGUUACAUGUUGAUGUACUAUAAACUCAACACAUCAUUCCUCAAACUCCACGUCUAUCUGAUACGACAGGAUCCUGCUCUGGAACAGGAAAUUGCUGAGAAAUAUUGUGAGAAAAAUGAUGAGACAAAAUCUGAUUUGAAAUUUAAAAAAAUCAUAAAGCAUCCCCCAGACAAGUACCUCCAAACUGAGCGUCUUUUCAGCCUCAAAGCCGACAACACAAGUGCAAAAAUUCAACCGAAGGAGUUAACCCUCAGGUACAAUAGGCAAAACUUCUAUGAGGUGUACGUUAAGAAUCCAGGCAGUGAACUCAUACUUACACUGGUGCACACUCACCCAGUUAAUGGUGAACCAGCUGAUGAGCCACUAUGGAAAUGUGAAAUUCAAGCAGAUGACCAUCCAGAGUCUGGUCGAGCCGAAGCUGCAGGAUCCUCAGUGGGAGCAACUGCUGCCAGCUCUCUGUCGGCUGAGGAAGACACUGUGGACAAACAUCUGUCUGCACAGAUGCAGAAAGCAUUAACAGUCCAAUCAGACAGAGAGCGGAUUUUGGAAAUGUUAGAACAUCUGGAAAAGGAGGAGCUUGAAAAGUUCAAGUGGCUUUUGGUGGAGCUCAAACCCAUCCCAAAGAGCAAACUGGAGGAUGCCAUCAUCUGUAACCUGGUGGAUCUGAUGUUCGGGGCCUACACCCAACAUACUGUGGAGGUGACCAAGAAGGUUUUUAGGAAAAUGAACAGGAAUGAUCUGGUGCAGAAUUUGUCAGACACGAGCUCGAGAUCCAAAGACUGACAUCAACAUGAUGCUGAGAUCAGGUCUCUGUGGGUCUGACCGUCUGCUGCAGGACUCUUUAUGUCUCUGACUCUCUGUUCGGGCUCGUCGUCCUGCUGCAGGAUCGAUGCGUCACUCUUAUUAAUGGCGAUGGAUCAGAAUCUGAACUUUAACAUUCGUGAGAUUCUAAAUCUCAAACUCAGUUUCCAGAGUUGCAGCUGUGAACCUGCACAGAGCCUCCAUGAUGUUUCACUUUUACCUGCACACACCUGAUCCAGACAGUGAGCAAAGGAACAUCUGUGUGAAUCUACACAGCAUGGCUUUGAUUUGCUGCUUGCUGCAUGAACUGAUAAACUCUGAUAAAUUAUUAUAUUUUCACUGGUGACAUGGGGCUAAAAAUAUAAUCAGAUUUAUCUAAAUGUUUUCUUUAUUAAUGUGACAAUGUUGGCAUCUGUGGCUGUGUGGACGAUGAGAGGAAAUGUAAAUGUAAAAAGAAAUGAAUUUGUUUUAGUGGUUUUCUUUGUUUUUUGUUACUCAUAUGUGAAAUGACUGCAUCUUGAAGCAUGAAGAGAUGAUUUUACAGUGAGUUCCUAUAUCUUCUGUCAUAGCAACAUAUUCAGUUUUUUCUAGCAGUACAGUGUGUGACAGACUUUACAGGGAGCCUGUUGUGCUUUUCUUUGUUUUUUACUUUCAUAUUUCAUAUAAAUAUUGUUGUUUGAUGCUCAUAUUGAACAUGAUCUUUUUCCCUCUUCUUGUGGUCGUUGCUCAGUCUGGUUUGGAGGAGAAAAGCUUCCAGACCAACUGGGUGAAGGUUUGAUGUUACUGAGGAUUACAACAUGUCUGUUUGUCAUAUUUUAAUCAACGAGAAUUUUUUAAUUGGAUAAACAUCGGAGAAUUU
Messenger RNA from Pelmatolapia mariae (spotted tilapia), 2686 nucleotides. RefSeq lists its product as uncharacterized. Gene Ontology annotation, biological process: regulation of apoptotic process. The record is from RefSeq and is a predicted model, not a curated record. The transcript has 14 exons. Gene Ontology annotation, molecular function: protein binding. Lineage: Eukaryota; Metazoa; Chordata; Actinopteri; Cichliformes; Cichlidae. Bases 151 to 1809 code for a protein of 552 amino acids.